GCCGAGCUGGGAGAAGGGAGCCAGCGAGCAGACGGCAGGCGAGGUCUGCGCGAGGAGCAGGCGAGCGGGAAGACGAGACGCAGCCACCUUCCUCACCAGCCAGCCCGCCGCGGUUUGUUCCCUACCUCGGGAGUGCGCCAAUGCCUGGUCCGACCCAAACCCUGUCCCCAAAUGGCGAGAACAACAACGACAUCAUCCAGGAUAACGGGACCAUCAUUCCUUUCCGGAAGCACACAGUGCGCGGGGAGCGUUCCUACAGUUGGGGAAUGGCGGUCAAUGUGUAUUCUACCUCGAUAACCCAAGAGACUAUGAGCAGACAUGACAUCAUCGCAUGGGUUAAUGACAUAGUAUCGUUAAACUACACAAAAGUGGAACAGCUCUGUUCAGGGGCUGCUUAUUGCCAGUUCAUGGACAUGCUCUUUCCAGGCUGCAUUAGUUUGAAGAAAGUAAAAUUUCAAGCAAAGUUGGAGCAUGAGUAUAUUCACAAUUUUAAACUUCUGCAAGCAUCGUUUAAGCGAAUGAAUGUUGAUAAGGUGAUCCCGGUGGAGAAGCUGGUGAAGGGGCGUUUCCAGGACAACCUGGAUUUCAUUCAGUGGUUUAAAAAAUUCUAUGAUGCUAACUACGAUGGGAAGGAGUACGAUCCUGUAGAAGCACGGCAAGGGCAAGAUGCGAUCCCUCCCCCUGACCCUGGCGAACAGAUCUUCAACCUGCCGAAAAAGUCUCACCACGCAAACUCCCCCACCGCAGGCGCAGCUAAAUCAAGUCCGGCAUCUAAGCCAGGAUCUACACCUUCUCGUCCCUCAUCAGCCAAAAGGGCUUCGUCCAGCAGCUCAGCAUCCAAAUCUGAUAAAGAUUUAGAAACACAGGUCAUACAGCUUAAUGAGCAGGUACAUUCAUUAAAACUUGCCCUCGAAGGUGUGGAAAAGGAAAGAGAUUUCUACUUUGGCAAGUUGAGAGAGAUUGAGCUCCUCUGUCAAGAGCAUGGGCAGGAAAAUGAUGACCUCGUGCAGCGACUAAUGGAAGUCCUCUAUGCUUCGGAUGAACACGAGGGCCACCCAGACGAGCCGGAGGCAGAGGAACAAGUCCACGACCAGCAGCCGCCGCAGCAGGAAGAGUACUGAGCGUCCUGGCACCUCUCAACUUCAACUCUGCGUGGGAACUUUUCUUCUGGAGAAACGUGUGGCCUCAAGCUCAGCAGAAACCAGUCGUUCCCAGUCUGCCGUUAACACCAACGCACUGUUGCAUUCGCCAGCCACCGCACUCGGUUCCCGUUUCCUUUGCCAAGACCCGUUAGCAGCCGGCCGCGUGGCGGCCCACCUGAGAGAUCAUGGGGUCACACAUCUUCUACUUCACUUGGCUGCUUGAGAUUGAUUCUGCUCUUUUCAUUUCUUUCCAGAACAACUCUCCCCUCCCCCACCACCAACACCCCCUUUUUAUCCUGGUGUGAAACAAUGGUAAUUUGAUAUAUGGUAUUUAUAUUGGCAUUUCUCAGCCCAGUGUCACUAGAUGUCACACAUUCGUGGUGCUUUGAUGUUUGCAAGUCUAACCUCUGAACAUAAAUUUGGUCAAAUAAUAAAUUGGAGCAAAGGGAAAGAGAUACUUGAUAUGAAAGCCAUAAGGACAGUGACUUGUUUUAUAGGGAAAACCAGUUUCUCCCUCUAUUCCCAACACUAAAGGGAAGAAAAAAGAUGGAAUCAAAACUAGGACUUCAGGGCCCAGUGUUUCUCCCUGAGCAUGUUAGACAACCACACAUGUUUUGAAAGACAUUCACUCAAGGACAACACCAUCUCAACUUAGCCCUCCGACUGCUCGCCCCUCCCUCCCCUACCCAGGUUCUCGUGCUAUUUUCUUUCUCAGGGUCCUCUUUGCUGGGCAGCCCCUCUCCCCGUAAGCUGUCAUCAGUCAGCUCCAGUCCAGAGGGGGUCUGCGGAGGUCCCGGUGCUCCACCCCAAGCCUGUCCUCCACACUAGGGGGCGGCUCUUACAGAACGAGCUGAGGGUGUGCGGCCCGAGCCGCAGGGUCUGCAGCAUGCUGCACACUCGCCGGAAGUGGAGACCUUCUUCCUAGGAACGUCAUUCCAAGGGAGACGCCUGCUUCCCAAGUCUGGUGUUGACACUGGAAUGACAACACAAAAGCUCUAGGACUCCCAGCACCUUCUGAAAUAAGGAAUUUCCCCUCAUUAAUACUAUGGCCCUCUUUGUCAUUGACCUUUGAUAACCGUGGCAAUUCAUAAAGAGAGGAAACAUUAAUGAAUUAAAAGCAUUCCUUAUUUUUUUAACUAAUAUUUGCACAUUUUCUUAGUAUCUUUCCAAAUCUUUGCCUCUUUUAUUCCUUUGACAGAUGGUAUCCCUUCCUGGAACAUUCAUUUCACUUGGUUUCUAAAUUCAGAUUUACUUCACUUGUUAUUUGACUUAGCAGGUGCAACAAAAACAAGUGUGCCCACCCCAUUUGCCUCUUAACUGAAAAGCUUAAAAUAAAUUUCUGAAUUAUGUAUCAUAAA
Messenger RNA from Hyaena hyaena (striped hyena), 2500 nucleotides. RefSeq names its product microtubule associated protein RP/EB family member 2 (gene MAPRE2). Gene Ontology annotation, molecular function: microtubule plus-end binding. NCBI's taxonomy places the organism in Eukaryota, Metazoa, Chordata, Mammalia, Carnivora, Hyaenidae. The transcript is spliced from 7 exons. Bases 141 to 1121 code for a protein of 326 amino acids. The record is from RefSeq and is a predicted model, not a curated record. Gene Ontology annotation, biological process: protein localization to microtubule plus-end; spindle assembly; regulation of microtubule polymerization or depolymerization. Gene Ontology annotation, cellular component: cytoplasmic microtubule; microtubule organizing center; spindle midzone.